AUGCUGAGCUUUGAGAGGAAUACAAAAAUGACUAAGAUAACUGCCCCAGCCUCUGAGGAAACCAACAAGUUGACAUUUUCUGCUGAAAGGUUUAUUCUAUUAAUUGCCUCACCCUGUUUUGCUUCUGUCAGUGGUGAGACAGCAUUCAAAGCCAUGAUGGAGUCCUUCGGCUGGGCACGGCGCCCUAUGUUGGAGCGAAUUCAUUUGAUUCGAAAAGACGUGCCCAUCACCAUGAUCUACGGGGCCAACACCUGGAUAGACACCAGCACAGGGAAAAAGGUGAAGAUGCAGCGGCCGGAUUCCUAUGUCCGAGACUUGGAGAUUGAGGGUGCAUCGCACCAUGUCUAUGCCGACCAGCCCCACAUCUUCAACGCUGUGGUGGAGGAGAUCUGCGACUCGGUCGACUGAGCUGCUCUCUCUAGACAGAGGAAGAGGAGGAAGCCAGCGAGUGACUCUCGCCUCUCUGUCCACUCACGCACCCCCUAUAUCCUUCCCUCACAAGCUAACAUGUGCCAGCCAGGCAGAGUCUUGGGCUGUCCCCAGGAUAGGACCACAGUGAAAAAAAAUCACUCCUGAGUCCACACUAAGGGCUAGAGGCAGAAGCGAGAAGAGGCCUUGAGCCCCCCACCCAGAGGAAGAACAUGAAGGGAUGCACAGUGCCCCGCAUUCUCUCCAUGCCAAGUGUUCCCCGAGUGGUGGUGAAGGGAUUGCACCGAGCCACAUCUCUCCCUGUGCAGCCUUUCCUUCCUCCAGGCAAAGGAGGGCUCCCAGCAGCCUUUCCUAGCUUUGGAGUGUUUAUGGGGUUAGGUUCCGUGCAAGAACAUCUUCUCCAUCACCCCCACCCUCAUCCUGUGCCAGUUCCAUCCAGAUUCUGAUUUGGACCAGUCUUCACUUAACUACUAAGAGCAGGUCCUAGAGCUCCCUUCACCUGCAGGUCCCUUCUAUGACCUGAAAGCCUUCAUUGACAGAUGAGGGAACAGGGCAAGGCAGGACAUGGCUGGCCCAUGGUAACACAGC
Galeopterus variegatus (Sunda flying lemur) is the source of this 1017-nucleotide messenger RNA. RefSeq names its product abhydrolase domain-containing protein 4-like. Lineage: Eukaryota; Metazoa; Chordata; Mammalia; Dermoptera; Cynocephalidae. The coding region runs from base 1 to 408 and encodes 135 amino acids. Gene Ontology annotation, cellular component: lipid droplet. Gene Ontology annotation, molecular function: phosphatidylcholine lysophospholipase A1 activity. The transcript has 3 exons. The record is from RefSeq and is a predicted model, not a curated record.